AUGGGAUUUCUUUGGAAUAUGUUUAAAAUAACUAUAGUAGGAUUAAUUGUUCUAUUUAUAGUAGGAUCGAUCGUUAUAACUGUUCUUCGUAUUAUGCAUCUAAUGCGAGCCAAAGUAGAGAAGUAUAGAAGCUACAUUGUAGAAAGAAUCCAUAAAAAAAGCAAAAAUGCGCUACCUGCUGACACAAUUAAGGAGCUUCGGGAGCAGCAUCCGGCAUUAAGUAAUAUGGAGUGGAGAAUGCUUUGUAAUAGAGUUUUAUUAGACAGUAAUAUUCGUAUUUCGAAAGUACUACGUGGAUAUAAAGAAGAGGAUGCAUGGAUAUGGAUAGGUGAUAAUUAA
This is a messenger RNA of Nematocida parisii ERTm1, 339 nucleotides long. RefSeq lists its product as uncharacterized. The coding region runs from base 1 to 339 and encodes 112 amino acids. The transcript has a single exon. The record is from RefSeq and is a predicted model, not a curated record. Lineage: Eukaryota; Fungi; Microsporidia.